AUGACAGAUGGACGUGGCGAUCAGUAUUUGCGUUUCAAAAAUGUCACUGAAUCUUUGGGGAAACCAACAAAAAAUAACAGACCGAAUUUCAAUGCAGCAGCUGCAGCUGUGCUUAAUUUGGAACAUUGGUCUAUACAUCUGAGUAGUGAUCAGUUGGCAAUUGCAUCAUCUUGCAAGCUGAAUCCUACUGCCAAGUCUAAGCAGGACAUGACCGAUCUUUGCGAGCAGCCUCUGGGGCUACUCUCUGAAGUCACUCGGCGAGAGUUGGUGCACUUGCUCGAAUCUUUGCCUGGCAACAAAGACUUGAUAGUUGAUGCUUCUCUGCUUCGUCCACUUGAUCGCAUAGCUUCUAUGAGCCUCCUUCAGAAACAUGAAUGUCAACGUGUAAUUCCAUUACGUCUGGAUUCAUCCACAGUUAUUCCUUGGAAUCAGAACACUCCAAGACGUGUGUACUUGUUGCGUAGUUCACUAGAUAUGGCACGUUUGCUCGCUCAGCAUGUCCGUUCUGCACCAGAAAACCGACAAAUCGCUGUUGUUUGGGUGGAUCGUCGACUUGUCAUUUGUGAGCGAGAGUUAGAGCGACAAGGAGUUUAUGGAUUGGUGGAGCCGUUUGAACUUAGCAUUUCUUUCAUCCCUCUUGAGAGCGACCUUUUUUCUAUGGAAAUGCCUAUCACUACUUCCAUGAAGGACCUGCUUGCACCAGCAAACGCUCUUUUCCAGCUGCAGUCGUUAUAUGGGCUGAUUCCCACGGUCUAUGGCUUGGGCGAACAGACGGAAAAGCUGUGGAAGUUGAUGCAUCACGUCUACGAUGAGAAGGGUGAGCCGCGAUCUUCUCCUGACCAACCGAUCAGCCACUUGUUCAUGUUUGAUAGAUCUUUGGACCAGGCUACAGUGCUGAUGACUGGUCUUACUUAUGAAGCCAUGUUGCAUGAAGUGUUUACUAUUGGAUGUGGAAAGAUUUCAUUUGGCCCGGAGGUGGAAGGUAGGAUGAGACCUGAGGUGGAGCAAGGCGAUGUAGGGAGAAAAUCGAAAGUGUAUGUACUGGACAACAACGAUGGGGUGUUUGCUUCCAUAAGAAACAAACACAUGACCGGUGUGUUUCCCUUUCUCAGUUCAAAAGCCAAGGAGAUACAAUCAGAUUUCAAUAAGGGAGCGUCGAUUGAUCAAGUGCAAGAUAUGAAGCAGUUUGUAGCCCAUGAGUUAAAGGCGCUGAAACUUCAACAUCGUCAGCUAGAGAUGCACAUUUGCGCCUGCGAGGUUUUGCUGGAGAAGAACGGUGCUGCUGGCGCUGGAGAGCGUCUUCGAUUCGAGCACGAGCUGGUUGCUGGUACGGCCAACAUAGCUGAUGUCAUUUCAUACAUGGAGGACUGUAUGCUUCGCGAACUUCCAUCAUGGCAGGUACUGUCCUUAGCCUGUUUGGCCAGCCUAUCUCAAAAUGGACUACCUCCGAAGCACUACCAGUCAUUCCGGGAGCAUUUCUUCAGAACCUAUGGUUACGAGUAUCUCCCAAUCUUGCAUAGUCUAGCCUCCAAACGUCUGCUGACAGAGAAGCCUCGUCCAAUAGUAGGUGGCGCUGUCCCACCUGCACCAUCUUCUCCAUCACCUAAUGACUCACAUCCUACUCUACCAUACCUUAUCAAACGGCUAGGUCUUGUUCCAACGUCUGAAGAUGCUCAAGUGGAUUUGAAGAACCCAUCCUCUAUGAGCUAUGUAUUUUCCGGGGCCUUUACUCCACCUUUCUGUCAAGUUGUUGCAAACGCGAUGGUGCACGGCUGGAACACCAAUGAACUGAAGAAAACCUUUGGGCGAGUGCUAGUGGAGGAGAAUAGCUACAUUCCUGCCGAUCGCCGCCCGGAUAACAGGAUGCGAAAGGCGAUUUUGGUUUUUUUCCUAGGUGGAGUCACUUAUGCAGAGGUGGCAGCUUUAAGACUUCUUGCUGUUCAAAAUAAUUUCAGGAUUCUAAUUGCAUCUACGAAUGUCAUACAUAGGGACUCUUAUAUGAAGUAUGUUAGUGAACUGGAUUAUCGUACAUUUUAGUUGGACAAUUCUUUGACUCUUCUCUGCAUUCUCACUCGUGCAUCCCGUACCGUGGUUACGUAACUGUGUAUUUCGUAUAAUAGUAAUAAUGAUACGGGUCACGGGCCCUUUUUGAUUGUUAUUAGUCGUGUCUGUUGUUCAUAAAAUAUGCACUAAAAUCUUUGAGCUUA
Messenger RNA from Cylicocyclus nassatus, 2207 nucleotides. The record is from the annotation of a GenBank genome assembly. Lineage: Eukaryota; Metazoa; Nematoda; Chromadorea; Rhabditida; Strongylidae.